GGUUCAUUGCGUUUCAGCGUUCGCACGCCCCCUCCUAUUUAACCCGCCCUUACAUCUUCCCCGCUCAGAACACGAGUCCUCUUCCACUCCGCCCUCACUCCUCAUUCCUCAGCGGCUCAGCCAGCCAGAUCCAGAUCCCGCGGCGAGGGGUAGAAGAGGCUGCCGGUGUCGGAUUGGUCAGGACUUCAGGAGUUACUUGGAUAGUUUAAGAAAGAUGGUGAAGAUAUGCUGCCUCGGUGCUGGAUAUGUUGGCGGCCCAACCAUGGCCGUCAUUGCACUGAAAUGCCCUGCUAUUGAAGUUUGUGUUGUCGACAUUUCUGUUCCACGCAUUGCAGCAUGGAACAGCGAUCAGCUCCCUAUUUAUGAACCGGGCCUUGAUGAAGUGGUCAAGCAGUGCCGUGGUAGGAACCUCUUCUUCAGCAAUGACAUUGAGAAGCAUGUUGCUGAGGCUGAUAUCAUCUUUGUCUCUGUGAACACACCAACCAAGACCCGUGGUCUUGGGGCUGGCAAAGCUGCGGAUUUAACCUACUGGGAGAGUGCAGCCCGCAUGAUCGCAGAUGUGGCCAAGUCUGACAAGAUUGUGGUUGAGAAGUCCACUGUCCCUGUCAAGACUGCUGAAGCCAUUGAGAAGAUCUUGACACACAAUAGCAAGGGAAUCAACUUCCAGAUCCUCUCAAAUCCUGAGUUCCUUGCAGAGGGCACAGCAAUUGAGGACCUUUUCAAGCCUGACCGUGUGCUCAUCGGUGGUCGGGAGACUCCAGAAGGCCAGAAGGCUGUUAAGGCCUUGAAGGAUGUAUAUGCCAAUUGGGUCCCCGAGGACCGUAUUCUCACAACCAACCUAUGGUCAGCUGAGCUGUCUAAGCUUGCUGCAAAUGCCUUCUUGGCUCAAAGGAUCUCAUCAGUUAACGCAAUCUCAGCUCUGUGUGAGGCCACUGGUGCCAAUGUCACAGAGGUGGCCUACGCUGUCGGCAAGGAUUCAAGGAUUGGACCCAAAUUCUUGAAUGCUAGUGUUGGUUUCGGAGGUUCCUGCUUCCAGAAGGACAUCCUCAACCUUGUGUACAUCUGUGAGUGCAAUGGACUGCCUGAGGUCGCCAACUACUGGAAGCAGGUUAUCAAGAUCAAUGAUUACCAGAAGAGCAGAUUUGUGAACCGUGUGGUGUCUUCCAUGUUCAACACUGUCUCUGGAAAGAAGAUUGCAGUGCUCGGCUUUGCCUUCAAGAAGGACACCGGUGACACGAGGGAGACUGCUGCCAUUGAUGUUUGCAAGGGACUCCUUGGAGACAAGGCCAAGAUUAGCAUCUAUGAUCCGCAGGUGACCGAGGACCAGAUCCAGCGUGAUCUCACGAUGAACAAGUUUGACUGGGAUCACCCGAUCCACCUGCAGCCAAUGAGCCCAACCACUGUGAAGCAGGUCUCUGUGACCUGGGAUGCCUAUGAAGCCACCAAGGGGGCACAUGGUAUCUGCAUCCUGACUGAGUGGGAUGAGUUCAAGACACUCGACUACAAGAAGAUCUAUGAUAGCAUGCAGAAGCCUGCGUUCUUGUUCGACGGUCGCAACGUAAUUGAUGCUGAGAAGAUGCGGGAGAUCGGUUUCAUUGUUUACUCCAUUGGAAAGCCCCUUGACCCUUGGCUCAAGGACAUGCCUGCCGUGGCUUAAAUGGUAGAAAUCUAGCAAAAUGUUGCUGGUUGUUAGAGGACUCUACAGUCUGCAUCCACAUUCCCUGCCCUUCCAUCUUCUAUAGCGGGUCAUAUAGGUCACGGUGAACAGACGUAGUUUGCCCUGCGUGUUUUGAUUGUAAUGUACUCUAUAUGUAUUGUCUUUUGUUACCUGAUUACAGAAAAAUGAAUAAUAGCAAAAGUUAUCAGAUGA
Molecule: messenger RNA, 1870 nt
Organism: Panicum hallii
Lineage: Eukaryota; Viridiplantae; Streptophyta; Magnoliopsida; Poales; Poaceae
Product: UDP-glucose 6-dehydrogenase 4-like
Exons: 2
Coding region: 215-1657 (480 amino acids)
Biological process (GO): glycosaminoglycan biosynthetic process
Cellular component (GO): cytosol; nucleus
Molecular function (GO): NAD binding; UDP-glucose 6-dehydrogenase activity
Source: RefSeq, a predicted model, not a curated record